This is a messenger RNA of Aptenodytes forsteri (emperor penguin), 3999 nucleotides long. It is a transcript of the gene CARMIL2, whose product is annotated as capping protein regulator and myosin 1 linker 2. Gene Ontology annotation, molecular function: protein binding. The record is from RefSeq and is a predicted model, not a curated record. Gene Ontology annotation, biological process: cell migration; regulation of Arp2/3 complex-mediated actin nucleation. Gene Ontology annotation, cellular component: plasma membrane; lamellipodium. NCBI's taxonomy places the organism in Eukaryota, Metazoa, Chordata, Aves, Sphenisciformes, Spheniscidae. Bases 1 to 3999 code for a protein of 1332 amino acids. The transcript has 38 exons.
AUGGCCGUGUCCCUUGGAGGGAUCCCCGCUGAGCUGCAAGAGGGCAUCACCACCUUCCUGGGGACAAAGAAGGUGGUCCUGGUGAUGAGCGUCCAGCUGCAGGUGAAAUCCAAGUACGACGACUAUAUCUUGGUGCUGACGCCCUGGCGAGCCUACGUGCUGCCAGUGAUGCUGCCAGUGAGGGUUCACAGCAGCUUCAGCUUCCUGGAGGUGAGGGAGAUGACGGUGCGAGAGCCCAGCUUGGUUGUCAUAGAAACGGAUGCAGCAUCUUACGCCUUCCGGUUCAUGUCCUUUGAUGAUUUGGAGCAAGUUGUCAUCCAUGUCACCAUGUCACUUAAGAAGGUCUUUCCAGACUCAUCCCCUGGGACACUGCUCAAGAACUCCCCCCCCAACCUGUACGAGAGGAUCCGGCGGAUCACGGACUCGCUGGAGGAAAUGCUGCAGAGCAGCCCCGGGCCCUGCGGAGGGUUUUCGCUGACCUAUGCUGCUUUAUGUGAUUACAACGGCUUUGCCUUCCGCGAGGAGAUCCAGUGGGACGUGGACAACAUCUACCACAGCCAGGACUGCCGGGAGUUCAACCUGCUGGACUUCAGCCACCUGGAGAGCCGAGACAUGGCACUGAGUGUCGCCGCCUUGUCCUUCAACCUGUGGUUCACCAAGCUCUCCUGCAAGGACUUCAGGCUGAACCAGGAGAUUUCGGAGCAGCUGCUCUACAUGCUCAGCAAAUCGGUGACGCUGGAGGAGCUGGUGCUGGAAAACAGCGGGUUGAAAGCUGACUUCGUGCAGAGGAUGGCCCAGGCGCUCAGCAACCAUCCCGACUCUGUCCUGCACACCAUCAACCUUGCUGGCAACCAGCUGGAAGACAGAGGGAUCGUUGCCUUCAGCUGGCACGUGGAGAAGAGUCCCAAGGGUCUGCAGAGCCUCAGCUUGGCUAGGACGAUGCUCACUGCCAAAGGGAUGAGCACGUUGUGCAAGGCCCUCGCAGAUAACAAAGCCAUCGGAUCCUCCCUCCGGCACUUGGACCUCUCCGGAAACCCCGGCACCCUGGCUGGGGACGACAGCAGCAAUCUGCAGAGCCUCCUGCGCCAGUGCCACUCGCUCUCCCACCUCAGCCUGGCCGGCACGGACUGCCCUUUGGAUGCUCUCUUUGGAGCCCUGGUCCACGGAUGCCACGCCAGCCUCGUCCAUCUGGAUCUCUCCAAAAACGUCUACUCCCACAAGAGGGUGAAAACCAUCUCCCCUGACAUCAAGGAGUUUUUCAGCCAGGCCUGUGCCCUCAGGCACGUCUCCCUGGCAGGUACCAAGCUGCCAGCGGAUGCUGUAAGGGCGUUGCUGCAAGGGCUGGCAGACAACAGUCACAUCAGUGACCUGCACCUGGACCUUAGCAACUGCGAGCUGAGAUCAGCGGGGGCCCAGGUCAUCCAGGAUCUCAUCCCUCACGCCAGCUCCAUCAGUGACCUGGACUUGUCUGACAACGGCUUCGACCCCGACAUGGUGACGCUGGUGCUCUCCAUCGGCAGAAGCAAGUCCAUUAGGCACGUCUCUCUGGGGAAAAACUUCAACAUCAAAUCCAAGGAUGGGCUGUUGGACGUCCUGCACCGCAUCGUCCAGCUCACCCAGGAGGACGACUGCCCUCUCCAGUCCCUGUCCGUGGCCGAAUCGCGCCUCAAGCUGGGAACCAACGUCCUGCUGAGUGCCCUGGGCAGUAACACCAGUCUCAUCGCUCUGGACAUCAGCGGCAACGCCAUGGGGGACACGGGGGCCAAGAUGCUAGCCAAGGCCCUGCAGAUCAACACGAAGCUCAGGACCGUGGUUUGGGACAGGAACAACACAACCGCCCAUGGUCUCCUGGAGGUGGCUCAAGCUUUGGAGAGGAAUUACACCCUCAAGUCGAUGCCCUUGCCGAUGAGCGACGUGGCGCAGGCAUACCGCAGCAACCCCGAGAAAACGGAGGAGGCGGUGCACAAGCUCCAGUCCUGCCUGACGAGGAACCAGCUGCGGCGCACGCUGCCCACGCAGACCUUCCGCCUGCAGCAGGGCAUCCUCACCACCUCUUCUGAACAGAUGGUGAACGAGAUCUGUCUGAGCGUGCAGAAGCAUGUCGACAUCCUCAGCGCCUGCCCGGGCAGGGAGGCGGAGGCGGACAUCCUCUGCGCAGAGGAGGCCAUCAGGAACGCCAACCUCUCCGUCAGUAUCCUGCCCCUCUUGUACGAAGCGGGAAACACCCCGUACCAGAACGGCAAGCUGCAGCACAAGCUGGAGUGUCUCACAGAGGAAGCAUCACAGAUCUGCGGCCGGGAGAUCCAGGCGAUCAUGCAGGCGGCGCUGGACACGGCGCACAGCCUCUGCCCAGCCGUGGUGCAGAAGAGCGGGGUCAGGGACCAGCUGGUCAACGCCAUGUCGGAGCGGAUCUACCUCCAGGACCACCUCAACCUCAGCGCCGUCCUGGACCAGAUGAUCACCGAUGUCUUCAGCAAGCUGAAUGAAAUCAAGUUGUCCGUCACAGCUGCCGUGGCCGACUGCAUCGUGGAUGCCGUGCUGGGCGACCUGACCGUCGCCCAGUGCAAGCUGGCAGAGAGCCUCCCCAAGCAGGGGCUCGACCUCCAGGCGCUGCUGCCGGAGCUGGCUGAGGACGAUGCCACCGCACCGGCAAGGGGCAGGAAUCCUCCGGACCUCACCACGGAGGAGUACAAGAUGGCCCUGCGGAGGAAAAACAAGCAUUUCAGGAGCAUUCGGCCCACGCCAACCGUGAGAAGUAAGGCCACCGCGCGGCUUUCCCUCUGCCACGGCUCGGUGCAGCCUGUGGCCUGUGAGAACAGCGAGGACAGGAGCAUCACCCGCGUGGACGAGGGGCUGGAGGACUUCUUUGCCAAAAGGCUCAUCCCAGAGGAGCUGCCCCCCACGGCUCCGGAGACCUGCCCGGGAUCAACCCCUCUGGCCCCCUCCGGCUCCCGCACCCUCAAGAAGAAAAUCGGGAAUUUUUUUGCCUUCAAGAAACCCAAAUCCAGCCGGGGCUCGAGGUGUGAGAAGGAGCCCGAGGGCGGCCCCACUGCCCCCAGGAGCAGGCGCUCAAUGCUCAGUGACAUUUUACGGGCCCCCAGCAAGGCGGGCGAGGCGGGCAAACCGCUGAGUAAAUCGGAGGAGGGAGGGCUCGCUGCCGAGCCCCGGCCGGAGCCCGAGCACUGCCAGACCCCCGACUCUGCCCGCAGGAUCCGGCCCAAGUACUCGCGGGAGGGCAAAUCCCAGUCGCUCAUAUUGCUGUCUGGGGAGGAUGAGGAUGCUCUGGGGGUCAGGCAUGACAAGAAAAGGCACCUGGAGAAGAGCGAGGGGGAGCUGCCCGGCUCCUUCGAGCAACGCGUGCAGGUCAUGCUCCACCGCAUUGGUGUCACCAAGGGCCCGGCCACCGAGGGCAAGAAGCAGCAGAGCAAAGACAGCGAGAUCAAGAAAGCCGGCUCAGAUGGGGACAUCGUGGACAGCUCUGCAGACUCCCCCCCCUCCCUGAAGGCCCGUACGCACUCCGUGUCCACAGACGCACCCUUCCGCAGCCCGGCCGCUGCAAUGGAGCCCAGCGCCGGCCUGGCCGAGCCCCGGCCAGCCUGGAAAGCCCUGGGGAGGCAGCUGCCAUCCGAGCCACAGGGCACCAGCUCCGACCAGCCCCGGUGCUCCUUUGUCCUGGCCGAACCCAGCGGGCUGCCGGAGCCCGGGGGCCGGGAGGGCACCGUCCCCCUGCGCCUGCGGCGGUCACCUGUGUUCAAACGGAGGACCAAGCACGACUCCCUCCCGGAGCCAGAGGGCAAGCCUGGACCGUCCUCGGAUGCCGCAGGUGCCACGCCGCAGGACUGGCCCCAUGCCGGGCUGGAGGAGCUGCAGGCUGGAGCGGGCACCGAAGGCGAGCGGCCGCAAGCCCUGGCACAAACUGUUGCGAAUGCACAAGACUCAGCAGCCGUAGACCAAAGACGCCCGGUGCCAGGCCGGGGGGAGCCAGCCCUGGGACAGUGA